This is a messenger RNA of Prunus avium (sweet cherry), 1785 nucleotides long. Its product is annotated as GTP binding Elongation factor Tu family protein. Lineage: Eukaryota; Viridiplantae; Streptophyta; Magnoliopsida; Rosales; Rosaceae. The record is from RefSeq and is a predicted model, not a curated record. Gene Ontology annotation, cellular component: mitochondrion. Gene Ontology annotation, biological process: mitochondrial translational elongation. Gene Ontology annotation, molecular function: GTPase activity; GTP binding; translation elongation factor activity.
UACCAAAAGCCCGUCAGCAAAACCCUCGAGAAAUCCCAAAAGCCCUAAACGGCUUAAAGCCUAAAACCCCACAAACCACACACACUCCAAGUCUCCGCCACUCCGAGGGAAGGCUGAAGCAAAUCCUUCUCUCUGCUUCUUCAUCCUCAUUUCCAAUGGCUGCGGUCGCUCUCAGAAAUCCUAGCUCCAGGCGCAUCCUCCCCUACUCCUCGCAAAUCUAUUGGUGUACCCGAGGAUCAGUUGGUUCUUCAAUCUCUGAAUCCAGUUUCGGAAAUGACCGAUCUUCUAGCCCCAAUCCUUGGUGGAGAUCCAUGGCCACCUUCACACGCACAAAACCUCAUGUGAAUGUUGGAACAAUUGGACACGUCGAUCAUGGAAAAACCACUCUGACUGCCGCAAUUACAAAGGUACUAGCAGAAGAGGGAAAAGCUAAGGCUGUAGCCUUUGAUGAAAUUGAUAAGGCCCCUGAAGAGAAAAAGAGAGGAAUUACAAUUGCGACGGCUCAUGUCGAGUAUGAGACUGUCAAGCGACACUAUGCACAUGUGGACUGCCCAGGACAUGCAGAUUAUGUCAAAAACAUGAUUACUGGAGCUGCCCAAAUGGAUGGGGGCAUUCUGGUUGUAUCUGCUCCUGAUGGGCCUAUGCCACAAACUAAGGAACACAUUCUGCUGGCUCGACAGGUCGGUGUGCCAUCACUUGUGUGUUUUCUCAAUAAAGUCGAUGCUGUUGAUGAUCCAGAGUUGUUGGAGCUUGUGGAAAUGGAGCUCCGUGAGCUUCUUAGCUUCUACAAGUUCCCUGGGGAUGAAAUCCCUAUUGUCCGAGGUUCGGCUCUGUCGGCUUUACAAGGCACAAAUGAAGAGAUUGGCAAAAAGGCAAUUCUAAAACUUAUGGAUUCUGUGGAUGAAUACAUUCCUGACCCUGUACGCCAGCUCGACAAACCUUUCCUGAUGCCAAUUGAAGAUGUUUUCUCAAUCCAGGGUCGUGGAACUGUUGCCACUGGUCGUGUUGAACAAGGGACCAUUAAAGUUGGUGAGGAAGUUGAGAUUCUGGGGUUGCAUCAGGGUGCUCCUUUGAAAACAGUGGUGACUGGUGUUGAGAUGUUCAAGAAAAUCUUGGAUCAUGGAGAAGCUGGUGAUAAUGUUGGUCUUCUUCUUCGAGGUCUAAAAAGGGAGGAUAUCCAACGAGGACAGGUAAUUGCUAAGCCAGGAACAGUGAAGACACACAAGAGGUUUGAAGCAGAGAUAUAUGUCCUCACAAAGGAUGAAGGUGGACGCCAUACUGCCUUUUUCUCAAACUACAGGCCUCAGUUUUAUAUGAGGACUGCAGAUAUCACUGGAAAGGUAGAAUUGCCUGAAGAUGUUAAGAUGGUUAUGCCUGGGGACAAUGUUACUGCAGUUUUUGAGCUGAUUCAACCGGUUCCUCUUGAAGCAGGACAAAGAUUUGCCUUGAGGGAAGGAGGUAGAACGGUUGGUGCAGGAGUUGUUUCUAAAGUACUCUGAGAUGAGAUUUUCCUGUGCUGGAUCCUUGAAUCUCUCUGUAUGCACAUUAGUGGAAAAAGGGGUGGGGAACCAAAAGAACUCUUCACUUAGAAAAAACUGACGUGUGGUAAUUGGUUACGUAAUCCGCAUUUCAUGAGUUUGUUUUAGGUAUUUUUGGUGAGAUCAUCUGUUUUAGGAAAAGAACAGAGUAAAUUAAGAAGGAAAUUUGGCACGUUUUCAUCCCCUAGUUUUUACCAAGGCUGUCAAUAAUGUGAUCAGGGUCAGUUCGUUCAAGUAAUUUAUAUUC